This is a messenger RNA of Metopolophium dirhodum (rose-grain aphid), 1116 nucleotides long. RefSeq lists its product as uncharacterized. Bases 1 to 1116 code for a protein of 371 amino acids. The record is from RefSeq and is a predicted model, not a curated record. The transcript has 4 exons. NCBI's taxonomy places the organism in Eukaryota, Metazoa, Arthropoda, Insecta, Hemiptera, Aphididae.
AUGGCUGGUUCAAUUGGAAACAUGGCUGCCAUAUACAAAAAGAAGACGUUCGCGUACGUUCCUCCAUCACCACCGGCUGACCUCAUCGAAGCUACAAGCUACACACUGGAUUUUGCGAGCCGUAAAUUUAUACUUGUCGGUAUCGAUCCGACAGAACAACUUCAAACAGUUGUUCUCUUAUUAACAUCAUCACGUUAUGUGAAAAUAAGUAUAGAUUUUCUAAGACGGAUAUUCUCACUUAUGGGUAACAUACUAUCAUUUAUAUUAAACAUACCACAGUCCAAUAAACGGAUCAUUUUUCUCGAAACCGAUGCUUAUAAAAUAUCAAGUAUGGUGUAUAACGGUUCAAACGUUCUGGUAAUUGAAUCCAAGACUGAAGAUGGAUGUAGAGUUUUAUUAAGUCGUUCAGAUUUAAUAAAACUCCAGGAAUUAGAAUGGUGUAUUACUGCUAGUAUUAAUGAAAAAGAAGAAAAAAUAAAACCAGUAAUUAUCAAGCAAAUUAGUGAUUAUUGCGAGUAUUUGAUGGAAAAAUGCUUGCAAUCGGAUUCACCGCCCAACAAUUUGAGGGAAAUGGAAAUUUUCAUUCGGAACGUUGAAGUCAUACAGAGUAAGAAGACACCUAACCUCGGUCAAAUUAAAAUGUUUGCGACUAAACAAUUGGCCGAACUUUGUAUGGCUCAUCGGAAAGUACCUACAGAAGUGGUAUAUGAUAAGAAUUGCAAAUCGCUGUCAUCUUUAUCACCCAGCAAUGCUUGUGAUGAAAUUAAUCCGUUGGAGGAUAAUGAUUUAGUUGAGUACGGGUAUUCACCGAUAUCGCCAAACUAUUCUCCAGGCAACAAUAUAGCUAAAUCUAUCGGUGAACGCGAUGGAUCUAUCAACAGUCUACCGCCACAUACAUCCGAUGAAUAUGAGUUAGAUUCACAAUACCCUCCAUGGCAUCACAACCCAGAUCUAUACCUACGCCAACAAGCUUUAGUAGUUGAUGAGAAUGAUGGUCCAACGUCUUUCAACCUCUCACCAUCAUCCCCUCCAGCUCUUCUAGGAUUCACGGGACAAAAGUUGGCAAAAAAAAAAAAAAAACCAUCUAUGCGGAGCGUAAAACGCAAACUAUUUUAA